Molecule: messenger RNA, 567 nt
Organism: Prorocentrum cordatum
Lineage: Eukaryota; Dinophyceae; Prorocentrales; Prorocentraceae
Source: the annotation of a GenBank genome assembly
UCGAGCGAUCUCAUCGGGGCGCAUCGCGACCAACGGACGCGCGCGAGCUCAUGUUUCGAUGGGCUUGCUCGUCUGGCACGCGAGAGCCCGCGGGCAGUUGCGGUCGCGGAGGCUGUUCGGACGGCCGCGUCGGGCCCUGCUGGGCCCCGCCAGAGCCAUUGCCUGGUCGCGACAUUCGAGGGCGUCUUGCAUAAUGCUGGCCGUGCCAUGGCGGCUGGCCGCGAGGCUGAGUCCGAAGUGGCGCGGAAGGCGCUCCUCGGUAGCGGCUUGGACAGCGGGCGCGAGCUGGCCAAGAGAUGGGCCGCAGCGCGCGGAGGCCGGCGGGCGCAAGCCCAUCCCGGCCCGCAGUUGGCGUUCGAGAUCUCUGAAGCGUUGGAGGUCGUUGCCGGCCCCGAGUCCGUCGGCGCCGGCGGCUGCGGCGAAUCCAGCGACGGCGCGCCGAUCUCGCCGCGGGCGCGGCUGGCGCAGACGGCGGUCGAGACCGAGGCGGGCCAGGAGAAGCUCGACGAAAAAGGCCGGCGUGUCGGCGCUCCCCGCCGAAAAGUGCCUGGCGCUCCAGGGGGCUGA